AAAGACAGAAUCUGGCUUUAUACACAAAAUAGAGACGUUAUUAAUAAUACAAAUUUAAUACAAAACAAAAACAUAAUGUAGCGAUUGUUAUCGCUACAUUAUAACUUGAUUUUCACCUUUCACCUACAACCCCACUGGGACAGAGAAAAUGGCUGCCUCCUUCCAAGGCAUCGCUAAGGUUUUAUGUCGUCUAUCGCCUUCAAUUUCACAUCCAUUACGACACUAUCAGUCCUGUCUGCAGAGAAUCCCUGUGACAUCAUGUCCUGCUCCCACUUUCUUGGUACCUCCAAGUCACUCAUUCUGUAAAGCAGCAUCACUGCAGAGUGAGAAUACUGCUGACACUCUCAUCCGUUACAACGAGAGACCCUGGGAUUAUUUGGAGAGUGAAGAGUACAUUGAGCGGUAUGGAACCAAUCCAGUGUGGGCAGGUUACAGGAGGAACCACAAAGGUGGCAUCCCCCCACAGAAGACACGCAAGACCUGCAUUAGAGGAGACAAGAUCUGUGGAAACCCCUGUCCAAUUUGUCGGGAUUCAAACGUCAUCAUCCACUAUCAGAACGUGAAGUUGUUGCAGCAGUUCAUCAGUCCUCACACUGGGAUGGUGUAUGAUCCCACUCGAACAGGUGUGUGUAUAAAACAACAGAAGAACCUGACUGAGGCCAUCAACACAGCAAGAGAUCAUGGCUUACUUCCCUUUCAGAUUCCGUAUGUGGAAUUUUCAGGAGAGGACUACUCCAAUUCCCAUGAUGCCGUAGGGUCUACACCACCUCCCCAUUCCUUACGCUCAGGUGACACCUGGUAUAAAUGGUACAGUGAAUUAACACCUGAUGACAGUGAAGUGGCCAAAGUCAAGAAGACAUACAGAGCUUAUUUAAAGUGAUGUUGAGUCCAGAGGGGCUGCAGCCCUGAAUGAAAAAACUGUCAUUGUUGGCUGUGUUAAACAUGUAUGUCCACUUGACAAUGUGAAUUCCAUAUCCUACUGGUAUGUUAAUAAAAACUGCACAAUGAAAUGAAA
Messenger RNA from Plectropomus leopardus (leopard coralgrouper), 1015 nucleotides. It is a transcript of the gene mrps18b, whose product is annotated as mitochondrial ribosomal protein S18B. The record is from RefSeq and is a predicted model, not a curated record. Gene Ontology annotation, biological process: mitochondrial translation. Gene Ontology annotation, molecular function: structural constituent of ribosome. NCBI's taxonomy places the organism in Eukaryota, Metazoa, Chordata, Actinopteri, Perciformes, Serranidae. Gene Ontology annotation, cellular component: mitochondrion; ribosome.